AUGAGCCACCAGCAGCAUCGCCGGCAACAUCACAGCGGCCGGCAAGGCGAAAAAAGCGGGCGUCAGAUCCACCAGGAAAACUCCCAGCAGCAAGCAGAAAGCGCACGCGCGGCCGCCUUCCCGGUUUCUAUAGCUGACGGUCGCCGGUUCCACAACCUGCUAGCCGACUAUGACCCCUCCCAGGCUGCUGUAGCGCAAGUGGAACGAAGGGCUCGGGAGUUAGGGGUCCCUGCAGGCGGAGUGACUGUAACGGGGGAAGGCGGAGUGAAUGUAACGGGGAAAACAGGAGUGACUGUAACAGGGAAAGGGCGGGGAGAAGAGAGCAGGGUGGGUUCGUCGCUGCCAGGUGUCGGGCCGUCAUUGGCUGUUCCGUCUGAGGAGGAGUUUUCUGCGAGCGGGUUUGGAGCUGAAAGAUCAGGGAACAGCCUGGGUGUGCUUCAGAACCUCUGUUAUCUCAUCCCUCUUCCUCCUAUCCUUGCCCUCAUCCGUGCCUCGCUAACACAGACAGUGCAAGCCACGUGGACGAACGGAACUCCAGCGCCCAGGAUAGUGCAAGCCACAUGGACGAACGGAGCGCCAGCUCGCAGGGUGCGGGACCCGUUCCUCUAUGUGGGCCUGCUGGGGACAGCGUGGGUGUGCUUCAGAGCAUAUCAGGCCACAGGCGAUGUUUCUGACCUGGCACUUGCUGCGGACAUCAUCCGGGCUGCUGCUGACAUGGCGGAACGCCAUCGAACGAAUCUUCUUCCUUUGUCUCUCGCCCGCCCCAUUGCUGCUGCCAUUGUGGAAGCGGGGCUGUCCCUUGCGUCGACGUAUGCUCAUGAUGGAAGUCCCCUCCCGCCUCUCAUGUACGAGUGGUACGGCACUCGGUACCUGGGGGCAGCACACGGCGUGGCAGGGAUAGUACACGUGCUGCUGCUGCUACGGAGAGAAGAACUGGAGGAGGAGGCGGAACUGGAGGAAGUGGGGAAGGAGAGGGGUGCAACAGCAGGCGUCAGGGAAGCAGCAGUGCUAGGAGGCAGUGCGAGGGAAAGGGGAGACUGGACACUGGAGGAGGCAGCAGAAGCAGCAGCAGCAGCGCUGGAAUACCUAGUGGCCACUCGCCUGCCUUCCGGGAACUAUGCUGCGAGCGAUGAGGAGAGCCGAGCGGCUGCUGCUGCAGUCAGAAACACACUCAAACGAGAAAGCAGUGCUGCUGCUGCUGCUGCUAGGGGUAUCGCGGGUGGGGGUGGAAGCACGGGCGAGGGAGAGGUGAGGGGGGUGCAAGAGGCAGAUCGGUUGGUGCACUGGUGCCACGGAACCCCUGGUGUGGCUCCCACUCUCGCCCAUGCUGCUAUGGUGGGCCCCUUAGCUCAUGCGUCUGAAGUGAUUAGACCUCGAUCUGUUGGCACUCAGUCCGUUCUUUUGGCCAUGAACCGCUCAAUUCCAGAGCUCAUCCUUUCCUCUGCCCUUAAUGCCCUCUCCUCCUUACACCAGCUGUUUCCGUCCAAGCCCCAGUUGCUGCAAGCAGCCAUCGAGGCAGGAGAGGUUGUUUGGCACCGAGGCUUGCUACGCAGGGUCGGUCUCUGCCAUGGCAUCAGCGGCAACGCCUACACUUUCCUGGCUCUCCACCGAGCCACAACUGCAGGCUCGGCAACCGUCCCUGCCCCAGGUUUGGGAUCAGCUGCUGCCGAGGGCGCUGGAGCUUCUAUGGCUGCCACUUCAGCAUCGCCCGGAGCUCAGACAGCAGGAGACAAUGACACAUCAGCGCUGAUGACACGUCACCUGCACAGAGCACGCGCAUUUGCUGGCUUCCUGCAUGCCAACUGGCGCCAGCUGGCGGAGGCAGGCACCCUGCACUGCGGGGAUCACCCGUUCUCCCUCAUGGAAGGUCUGGGUGGCCCUGCUUGUCUGUUUCUGGACAUGAGCCGACCCAAUGAAGCAAGGUUUCCAGGGUACGAGCUGUAG
Closterium sp. NIES-65 is the source of this 1944-nucleotide messenger RNA. The record is from the annotation of a GenBank genome assembly. NCBI's taxonomy places the organism in Eukaryota, Viridiplantae, Streptophyta, Zygnematophyceae, Desmidiales, Closteriaceae.